GGAGCGGAAAACUCUCCUUGCUACAUGGUUCCCUUUCUCUCCCCCCUCUAUUUACUCUCCCACUUCUCAUUUGCCAGAACCAGAACUCUGGCAACCGACUAGAUCAUUGUAUCUUUUUGGCCAAGAAGUGGAAUACGGAUAGACAGAUUGGUGAAUGACAGAUAGGUGAGGAUGAUACAGUGACUGAAGGGGUAGGUGAAAGGGGACCACAGCUGUCACUCUUCGUGCUUCAAGUACAGCAAAGACUUUCCUUCAACUGUUUUUUUUAAACAUUUUCACUUAUUUGUGUUUUGUUUGUGGUUUUAUAAUGGAUUAACAGCAGUCUAAAGGCAUUUUUUGAGUAAUGUCAGACGGUUUGGCUCCAGUUCCGACCUCAGACUCUGACAGGCGGACGCUGACAGGCUUACAUGGAGUGCGGCUGAGCAGAGGGAGGAGGGAGACGGUGCUUAAGUGCUGCGCACAUAAAAGAUGCACCUUCUCAGAGCAGUUCAACUCUGAUGGAUUUCGCAAGAGAGACAGGGAAGGAGCCACACAUGAUGUGUCACAGAUUCUUUGAUAUCAAUCCAAUCUUCAAGGAUCUGGGACGUCUCGAAUCCUUCCAGGGACUUUGAGUCACAUCCUCAAAGUACACACACGCUAUAGACAGAUGAACGGACUAAUGAAGAGGAGUCACUCGGGACAUUUUCAGAGUAUAAACUUUGCCACUCAGGAUGUAGUGUUAGAAAAUUACAGACAUCCACGUUAAAUUUAGAUCAGAGCACCAGAUCAGCCUCUUCUGUAUGUCCAGGGCUGAAGACGUCAGCCUUCCUUCAGAGCUGCUCGGCGAUGCAUUUGUCACCUAACAGUGACCAGAAAGACACAACAAUAUCCAAGACAUAAGAUACUCUGAAAACACUAAUAGGAUCUGAAAAGUUUCAGAUUAAUCUGGGGAAACUUCUCCUUUAAUGGGAUUGAGAAGACCUAAACAAUACCAGAACUGAGUUUAGGUUAGAGUUAUAGCCAGGAGACACAUUUACAACUUUUUACUGAUUAACAUGAAAUCAUUUUUUUUAUUUACCUGAUGUAGAGGCAAACUUUCUGAAAGAAGCACAAGGUUGAUAGUGACUGUUUGUGUCAAAGAUCUGACCACCAUGAUGGAGAAAGCAAGACAAUCUGUUUCACCUGCCUCCCCUCUGGACGUACCUCGUCCCACCUCCUCCUCCUCCCCGUUAUCUUCCACGUCUUCACCCUCCUGUGCUUCUGUGGAGCCCCACAGUCCCACCGGGUCCUUGGAUCCCUUUAGAAGCCCACACACAGUAAAUGAAAGCAGGGUAAUAGAACAUAUGAGCGUCUCUGCUGCAGCCAGCACUCGGUCUCCCAUCAUCCUUACAACAGUGUUAACCAGUCACCAAGCAGGUGCACAUGAUCCAGCUGAGUCUACCGUUAGGGGGAUGGAGCAAGGCGACCAGGUGGGGAAACUGGAGGAAUCGGGGAACAAAGGCUGCAAUGCUGCUGGUUCAAAGGAGGGGUCUCCGACUCUCUCUUCUCCACCCCCACUCCUCCCGGCUCCAGCCAAGACUUCGCCGUGCCCAGUGCCGACCUCCGCUUCCACCACAGCCAUCUCCUCAUCAUCCUCACUCUCUCAUCUUCCUCCUAACAUUCCAGUCAUCAGCCUGGGUCACAGCAAGCCUCCUCUACCUCUCCCCAAUACCCCUUUGACUGCCCUGCACCCGAUUCCCAGCCUCAUCCACGGACCCCAUGGGGACAUCCGGCGCAGCCAGCAGAGCUGUUUAACCGUGGUCGGUCCUGGAGCUUUGGGAUUAUCUGGAGGCCCCUCUACUGGUCCCCCUGGGCCCCUCUUGGCUCAGCAAUACCUGCCUGCUCACACAUUUCUCACCAGCUCCUAUCUAGGAACCUCAGGAGGAACCUAUGGCAUCAACAACAGCAUCCGCAUUAAGAGGAGGCCUUCAUCUCAUUAUGAGAUGGAGAUCAACGAAUGCCCUCCUCAGAAACUUGCCCGUCGGGUGUUCACUAACAGCCGUGAGCGUUGGCGGCAGCAGAAUGUGAACGGAGCUUUCUCUGAGCUCAGAAAACUUAUUCCUACUCACCCGCCUGACAAGAAGCUCAGCAAGAAUGAGAUCCUGCGUCUGGCCGUGAAGUAUAUCAACUUCCUAGUCACACUGCUCAACGACCAGGCCCAGGACAAGAGCAGGGAGGAAGACAAAGCGGGGGAUGGCAGCAGUACUCCUGGGUUGGACGGUAACGGUCAGAGGACUUGUUUUCUGAUUAACACACCACCUGAGACAGCCCAUCCUGCUGCUGUGGCAAAAGCCCACAGAGAUUCAAGUGACUCAAUCAUCGCAUUGGCAAACUCUCCGGCGACGUCAAGCUGCUAUGGAGACACGGACAGCGAUGAGAGCUUUGGGGCUAAGACCUCUUUGGUAACACACAGUAUUCUGGGAAAGGUAAAAGGCCAGAUGAGGAUGGUUGCUGCCACAAAUGAUGAACGGUGACUAAGAAGGACAGCUAAGAAAUACCUCCACAAGCUCUGGCAAGGAAAAAGUAUUUGAAAAAUCAGAAGCUACCAAUGAUAUUAGAACUGUGAGUGUUUUUUUUUACUUGUUUUUGUGGUUUUUUUUGCUUCAAAUCAUCCAGUGUUUUUUAAUCCUCUCCUAACUAGAGUGAAUAAAAUGUGAAUUAUGA
Cyprinodon tularosa is the source of this 2682-nucleotide messenger RNA. RefSeq names its product LYL1 basic helix-loop-helix family member (gene lyl1). Gene Ontology annotation, molecular function: protein dimerization activity; DNA-binding transcription factor activity, RNA polymerase II-specific; RNA polymerase II cis-regulatory region sequence-specific DNA binding. Bases 1131 to 2492 code for a protein of 453 amino acids. Gene Ontology annotation, biological process: regulation of transcription by RNA polymerase II. Lineage: Eukaryota; Metazoa; Chordata; Actinopteri; Cyprinodontiformes; Cyprinodontidae. The transcript is spliced from 4 exons. The record is from RefSeq and is a predicted model, not a curated record.